Linum tenue is the source of this 674-nucleotide messenger RNA. The record is from the annotation of a GenBank genome assembly. NCBI's taxonomy places the organism in Eukaryota, Viridiplantae, Streptophyta, Magnoliopsida, Malpighiales, Linaceae.
CUCAAACGCAGCCGCGGAAACUGACAGCGGACGAUCGGUGAGAGAGCUCAAGAGAGAGCGGCGAACAGAAGAGUCGAGAAAAUGCAGAUCUUCGUGAAAACCCUAACCGGGAAGACGAUCACCCUCGAGGUCGAGUCGAGCGAUACCAUCGACAAUGUGAAGGCCAAGAUUCAGGACAAGGAAGGUAUUCCUCCGGAUCAGCAGAGGUUGAUCUUCGCUGGGAAGCAGCUGGAAGAUGGUCGUACUCUUGCGGAUUACAAUAUCCAGAAAGAAUCGACUCUUCAUUUGGUUCUGAGGCUUCGUGGUGGCAUUAUCGAGCCAUCGUUGAUGGCUUUGGCCAGGAAGUAUAACCAGGAGAAGAUGAUCUGCCGCAAGUGCUAUGCGCGUCUCCACCCCCGUGCUGUCAACUGCAGGAAGAAGAAGUGUGGACACAGCAACCAGCUGAGGCCGAAGAAGAAGAUCAAGUAGAUUGUUAGUCUGGAUGCUGGGAUGCAGUUACUGUUAGGUUACUGGAUAUUCUGUUUUGUUGCUGUCAGAAAUUUUGGUGUAUUAGUUUCAUGACUCGAAUGCUAGUACUGGUUUCUUUGUUCGAUCUGUUGUGGCAGUACACUAUUACUGAAAUCUUAAUGCAAUUCAGUGCUGUUUUACUUUGAAAUCUAAUUCUCUAGAAUGGU